AUGUUAGGAAACUUACUUAAAAAUAAUGGAGCAUCUAGUUCUAAUUCAAGUACUAGUCCCAGUCCUCGACCACCAAGUGUGAAAAGUACAGUUACUAGACAAUCUUCAAUGAAAUAUGUUGACAGUGUCGAACGCAUUUCAAAUUAUUCCAUAGAGACUAAAAAUUUAAUAGAUAGUGGCAGAGAGGAUUCGAACGAUAAUAAUUCCGAUAGAAAUACCAUAUCUAAUAGUAUAACACAUAGUAUUUCUGCUGUGACUUUAAAUGCCAGUAACAAUAUUAAUAAUAAUAAUAAUAAUAAUAGCAACAAUAAUAAUAACAAUAAUAAUAUACCAUCGCAAUCUGCUUCUGUAUUUUUAAGGUCUUUACUGCGGGAUAGCGAGGGCACCAAGAAUAAGAAUGGUAUUUCUCCGAUAAGAACAACAGAUACUUUGUUAACGAAUGAUGCCAUUAAUAGUGGUGAUUUUGAGCAUGAGGAGGAGGAUGGUACACCUACAUUUCCCAGCCAUACAAAGGAUGUACAAAACUAUCCACAGAUUUUGAAUCAAAUGGCUGAUGAUUCAAAAUUAGAACUUUUUGGAUGCAAGAUGAUGCCCAUUUCGAAAAACUUGGAGGAUGAAUCAUUUAUUUCAGAAGAUUCCACUUAUCCGUUUAGAAUACUUGUUGCAGAGGAAACUGAACAAAUGGCGUGUCGAAGUAAUUUUAAACUUUUCUUGGAUCAUAGUUAUCCACAAUAUUCAGAUAUUGGUAAAAUUAGACCAAACGAAUUGAGACAAUAUAUGUUUUGUUCCAUCUUUAGGGUUAUGAAUUCGAAAAAAUAUAAUAAAAAUGAAAAAUUCAGAGUUAUCCCAAAUUCAGAGUAUAUGAUUUUAACAAGAAUUUUUUACCUUAAUUCUCCUUAUAAUAGGAUAGCUAUUAAUUUGUGUUUACCAAAAUUUUUAUUACCGAUUAUUACAGAAGUUUGGAGCUUCAUUCAGAAUUGGUGGGAUGAAUCACAGAGAAUAUUGACAAAAAUUAUAUUAGAACAUAAGAGAAAUCCUAGUGGCCUAAAAGGAAAGAAACCUUUGCAUGAUACCUCGGACAACAAUACUUUUAAUAAGAAUACAACGGGAAAUACUACACAUAGUUUACAGAAUAUUUUUCUUCAAAAAUAUUCAAUGGAAUUUGAAAGAAUUAUUUCAAUUUUGAAAAAUUAUUUGAUACCUUGUUUUAGAUCAAGUUUCGAAAUCCCAAGAUUGUUCCUUUUCCCACCAGAUGAUGUAAAAUUUGUAGAAACUUGGUUCAGAGGUUGUUUUAAGUGGAUAGAGUUAAAAGAUGGACCAAAAUUGAAUCUAUUGCAAACUUCUUUAGCUACUGUUAUCGUAAAUUAUAAACGCAUGUUGCUAAUGUCUGAUGAUGGUAACUCUAAAGAAAAUGCAAGAAUAAUAGUUUUGUCUGGAAAUGUUACUGUUGCAAAUAAAUUGAUAUUUUUAAUAUGUGGAUUACUAAACAGAAAGAUACGGCAGAAUUUAAAUCUAAUAAAUCAACCCCGUAGUAGAGGAAAAGUUAGUACUCCUGAAAAGAAGGCUGAAAGAAUGACUAUACAUUCAAGAUCAUCUCUGAACAGAAGUUCUAUCGAAUCUUCACCCUCAUCGGUCUCUUCAUUUUCAUCAAUGUCAUCUAUGGUUUCAAACUCGUCAAGAUAUAAUUAUACAAGAAAUGGUUGGGAAAUCCCUCAGAGGAUGGGUUCUUCAUCGGCUUCAAUUGCGAUAUCUCCAGCAGAUUCAACAUCUGCGGAUGUAAUUCAGCCCUCCACUUUUAAAUCUGGGAAUAACUCUAUCCGGUAUUUAUCUUCUUCAUUAUCCAGUCAACAAAAUUCAUAUGGUUCAUGGUUUACAUCUAGGCCAUCAAUUACUAGAAUGCUAUCCAAAAGUCCAUCUGUUACAGAAUCAGAAUCUCCUUUAUUCAGAGUACCACCAAAUGGGAUGAAGACAACAAAUAAUUUUCACAAAACACCAAGUAGCACAUCAUUACAUCAGAUGGGAAUAGUUAGAAAUAAUCCUGCUCCAUAUCAUGCAUCUCAAGAAUCGAUGUCUUUGUUGGAUUUUGAAGAAUCACUUUGGGUUGGAACGCCUGAAUCUAUGAAUAGUAUCGAUCUUUAUUAUGUUCCAACUAAUAGGACACUAACACCAAAAGUUUGUAAUACUUCUACAAUAAACAACGAUGGAAACUCCUUUUUAUCACCUCUAAUGAAUCUUAAUAUUCAAAGGGAUUCUCAAAGGAUUGAUGAAAGCGUAAUGUUAGAUGAUGCAUUUGAUGCUAUAUGUAGUCCAGAAGUAGAUAAUAUUUUAACUAGCAAGCAUCCUAGUAAUUUUAGAAUAAAUGCACCCAAUGAAAAAUCAUCUAAGGCAUCCGUUAUUGACAUUGAUGUGAAACUUGAUAAAGAUAUAAAAGAUUCUAUCAAAUUUAACGAAUUAUUGCCAAGAUAUACAGGAUAUCUUCCUAACUUGAAUAGAUUUUACCAAAUACAGGCUAAUCCAUAUAGUAAUGAGAUAGAUGGACAUAUUUUGACAACUAUGAGAAAAGAAUUGCAUUUGAAUCCGAAUAUUUCAAUAAUUAAGACUUUAGUAAUAUCCCUUCAGACCAGAGAGAUAUAUGAAAUGAUGGUUAAACAACAAGAAAUAGAGGACAAGGGAUCUCAGAGAAUGAGGAGGAUAUUCAAGAAUGGAAAGUUUUUAUUGAAACAUUCAUCGUCGUCAAAAAAUGUUAUAGAGUGUAUGAGAUUUAUUGAUGCCUCUUUUGAUCGGGUGAGAGAUAUCUAUAGAGAGAUUGAUUCGAGAUCAGAUGAUUCAGAUGAUCGUAGACAUGGUUAUACCGGAGAGAUUUUGCAUAUUUUUAACUCUAUUAUAAAUUAUUCAAAUAACCUAUGA
This is a messenger RNA of Maudiozyma saulgeensis, 2907 nucleotides long. The record is from the annotation of a GenBank genome assembly. NCBI's taxonomy places the organism in Eukaryota, Fungi, Ascomycota, Saccharomycetes, Saccharomycetales, Saccharomycetaceae.